CGUCGUAUCUGCUAGCUCUCCUCACGCUCUUCACCCACCCGAAUAGAAGCUCACUCAAUGCAAAUAAAAAAUAAUUGCAUUAUCAGCAGCAGUAACCAUUCCCGUUCACGGACAAGAGGCCGACUAGCAACUCUGAGUUAUCAAUAUCCGAAGCGCAUUCGAUUGCCCCAAAUCUGGUAACAUAUCACCGAGACAACAGCCUCUAGUUCUGCAUUGGUAUUGCUUGGCCCAUUCAUUCAAAGUUCCACACUUUCCCAACGCCAGCCCCUUCUGUUGCCUCUUUGUGAGGACAAAGUCAGGUUCUCAAUCUGAUUGUUUAAACAAUCAAUAUGGCAACUGAAUGGUCGCUUGACUUCUGCCUUGCUUGUGACCGGCAGACCUUGGGGGAACCAUAUUGCUCCCAAGCCUGCAGGCUGGCUGAGCUAGAUACCGUCUCGAAGGAGGCGACAGCACCCCAUGCGAUCGUGUGUCCACAACCAACUAGGGUCCCCAGUCAAUCUGGGUGCUCUGUAACCAGAUCUUUCGCAACAAUGGAAACGGUGCCGGCUGGAUCAUCUGGUUUCAAAUACCCCAAAAGGGUGCUAUCACCAUCUUCGUCGCAGACGUCACUCUCAUCUGUCAAGAGCAGUUCAUCACAGUCCGUUGUGGUAGCAAGUCAAUUCAAGAAUGAGUUACGGGAUUAUGCAUGCAGCUUCGACCACGUCCGUGACCUGAAAAGACGUUUCGCAUCUUAGCGCCAUGGGAUUAUAGUCCUCAUAGAGUUCUAUUCCCAAAUCUAUCCUCCAUGAGCACCCUUGUAUCCCAGCAUUAAUAGCUAUUGCGAAAGAAAC
This is a messenger RNA of Aspergillus welwitschiae, 830 nucleotides long. RefSeq lists its product as uncharacterized. NCBI's taxonomy places the organism in Eukaryota, Fungi, Ascomycota, Eurotiomycetes, Eurotiales, Aspergillaceae. The record is from RefSeq and is a predicted model, not a curated record. The transcript has a single exon. Bases 330 to 734 code for a protein of 134 amino acids.